AUGGCCAUCCACACCGCCGCCGCCGACGAGGACGUCCUCCCCCCCUUCACGCCCACCAAGCCCUUCCUGCGCAGCCUCACGCUCCCCACGCCCGCCGCGCUACGCACGACCAUCGCCCACCAACUAUCCAACGUGCAGUUCCGCGCGACCCUGCUAUGCUUCGUCAUCAUUGUCACCGUCGACAUGGCCGGCUACCUCAGCUCUGCGCCGCAGGUGCGGCUCUUCGAGUCCAUCGUGUGUCUCGACUACUACCGCGAGAAUGAUCCCGGCUUGAUUGGCGGCGAUGGGGGUGUGCCGGAGGAGUUGUGUAAGGUGGAUAGUGUGCAGAGGGAGAUUGCGAUGCUGAAUGGGAUGCAGACGCUGUUUUCGAACAUUCCUGGUGUCGUCCUCGCGAUCCCCUUCGGCGUCAUGGCCGACCGCUACGGGCGGCGGCCAAUGCUCAUGCUGACCCUUCUCGGUCUAUCCCUCUCCUCCGCCUGGGUGCUUCUAAUCUGCUGGUUCUCCCUCCCGAUAAAGCUCACCUGGCUCUCCUCCCUCUUCUACACCCUCGGCGGCGGCGCCUCCGUCGGCUCCGCCCUCAUCCUCAUGAUCAUCGCCGACGUGACCCCCGCCGCCCAACGCAGCACCCUCUUCUUCCACCUCCAAGCCAGCGUGCUCCUCUCCGAACUCGUCGCCCCCCUCCUCGGCUCCCUCCUCAUGUCGCGCAACGUCUGGAUCCCCCUCCUCGCCGGCCUGGCCAUCCAGACAGUCGGAAUCCCCAUCGCCGCCCUACUACCGGAGACCAAGUCCACGCACGCCACCACCGCCGCCGAAGGCGCCGACGACGAAGAGGCCCCCCCGCCGAAGCAGAAGAAAGGCGAGAGCGACUACCGCGCGGUGCUGUCCUUCCUGCUGGCAGACCUGAACACGGCGCUGCUGGUGCUGACCUUCCUGGUCGCCACCAUCGGGCGCCAGGCCCUCGAGAUGCUGCUGCAGUACGUGUCGAAGCGGUACUCGUGGCCGCUGGCAACAGCAAACAUGCUCUUCAGCCUGCGCGCGGGGAUCAACCUGCUGCUCCUGCUCUUGCUGCUGCCCUUCCUCGGCACGGCGCUGCUCUCGCGCUUCGGAUACACCUCCGCGGCCAAGGACCUCCUCAUCGCGCGCGUCAGCAUCGCCUUGAUGGCGGCGGGCUUCGGGGUCAUCGGCGUGUCGCCGGGCGCGGCGGGGAUGGUGCUGGGGCUGGGGGUGUAUACGCUCGGCAGCGGGUUUGGCGCUGCGGCGAGGAGCUUGGUGACGGGGAUGGUGAGGAGGGAGGAGGUGGGGAGGCUGUAUACGGCCAUUGCGGUGGCGGAUAUGGUGGGGGGGCUGGUGGCGGGGCCGGCGCUGAGUUGGUGUUUUGCGGUGGGGAUGGCGUGGGGGGGGGUGCUUGUGGGGCUGCCGUUUAUCGUGGCGGCGGGCUUGUUUGUGGCGGUUGGGGGGGUGGUGAUGGGGGUGAGGAUACGGGAGGGGGAGGGGGAGGCGAGGGAGGGCUAUGUCAGGGUGGAUGGGGAGGAGGAUGGGGAGGAGGGGGGGAGGGAGUAG
This is a messenger RNA of Morchella sextelata, 1560 nucleotides long. RefSeq lists its product as uncharacterized. Gene Ontology annotation, cellular component: membrane. Gene Ontology annotation, molecular function: transmembrane transporter activity. Lineage: Eukaryota; Fungi; Ascomycota; Pezizomycetes; Pezizales; Morchellaceae. Gene Ontology annotation, biological process: transmembrane transport. The record is from RefSeq and is a predicted model, not a curated record. The transcript has 3 exons. Bases 1 to 1560 code for a protein of 519 amino acids.